GUUGCAGACAGACGCAACUUGCUACAAUCUGAGGUGCUGAGCAGAUCCAGGAUGAGCAGACCGGGUCAGAAUGAGAAAAGAUUCGACCCAAGAGACACGACGCUGAAAUUCGUAAACAGACCAGAUGAUCUGGAUCCGAUGCCCCCGGAGGAAGGAGAUCAGGGUCUCCGAGCUGAGAUGUCCUGUGGUCAUGCUGUUACUCCUCAAUCUCUGACUGGGUGGUGUCGCAGCCUGCUGGAUCAGGGCCAAUACAAGUUUAAGUGUCCAGCUCUAAAGGAUGGCACCGUGCAGCAGUGUGGUGCUGUGUGGUCUUAUCAGGAAGUUCGCCGCCUUGCGGUCCUAACCCCUGAAGAAAUGCAGCACUUUGAAGAAAAUAUGGGCCGCCUGGCAGCUGCAGAGUACUGUGAUUUUAAAACGUGUCCUGGAUGUAAGACCUAUGUUGAGAGGUCGGACCUGACCAACCUCUGUGUCGAGUGUUUGGUGUGUGCAGAAGAUAAUGAUGAUGAGUUCCAGUUCUGCUGGCAGUGCUCAAAGCCUUGGAAAGGUCCAGCUCCUCGUUCUGACCGUUGUGGCAAUGAUGGCUGCAUCAACCAUGACCUGGAACUGCUCAGGACCUGCAAGACCACCGCUCUCCCUCAGGUUCAGGGGGUCGAUGCCUGUCCCUCCAUCCGGGCCUGUCCCACCUGUGGUCAGAGGGUGGAGCACGACAAGACAGGCUGCAAGAACAUCAUCUGUCCUCGCUGCCAGGUGGAGUUCUGCUUUGUGUGUCUGAAGCUCACUCCUGAGUGUCUGCAGACCAGUUCCUACUUCAUCCCCUGUAGUGAUGGUGUGGCUCCCAGACAGACAUCCAUACCUGUGUGGCGCAGAAACUGAGGAUGAACUAAUUUUCUCACUAUAGUAAUUUUUUGGCAAAUUAAAUAGUAGGAUUAAUCAUGCCUCAGUUCUUCUUCAUAUUCAACAAAAUGUUAUUUUUUUCUGUGCUUAGAAAUAAAACAAGUAUCAAAUGU
This is a messenger RNA of Cyprinodon variegatus (sheepshead minnow), 1007 nucleotides long. RefSeq lists its product as uncharacterized. The record is from RefSeq and is a predicted model, not a curated record. The coding region runs from base 52 to 873 and encodes 273 amino acids. The transcript has 4 exons. NCBI's taxonomy places the organism in Eukaryota, Metazoa, Chordata, Actinopteri, Cyprinodontiformes, Cyprinodontidae. Gene Ontology annotation, molecular function: zinc ion binding.